AUGAGUGAUUCGUUAAGUCAAGCUCAAGGAGCCGAUGGUCCCCAAAGGAGCACUACCAAUCCCAGUUCUAAAAAGCGACCGAAAAUCACCUUUAUUGAUCCCUCUGAAUGGGCUAAUCUGCAGACGACAUCUAUCGGCCCCACAAAAAACGAAAUCAAUCAAACAUUACAGCAACGUUUAGUUGAUAGACAGUCCCGUGUGAACAGAAUAGAAGAGUCUGAGCCCGUGGGUCGCAGGCCGAGAAAGAAAAUAAAACAUCAGAGAUCAAGGCGUGGCAGACCAAGAAAGCGUCCUAUCGAUCCUAGACGGCCUUGGAUUGAGAGUGAUGAUGAGGAAGAUGAUUAUAUUCCUCCAGGAGAAGACGACUCUGAUGAUGAAGCUUUUCUUGAACGACUUGCAGCAGAAAAAGAAAGAGAAGAAGCCGAAGAAAGGAGAAGGAAACAAGAAAUGCAACGUCUUCGCCAGCAGAAACGAGAGGAGCGUAGAUAUAGAGCCACUGGUAGGCCAGGUCGCCCUCGAACUCAAGUUGUCGUUGCACGUCUCUACGCUAAUUCUAAUGAGGACGGUCAGUCAUCAAAAGCCAGUGAGGCGAGUGACAUUGAAGUCGCAGCUUUAGAUGAUGUUAUUGAAGAAGACCACGUUGAAGAUAUUUUCGAUUUACCUCCACCGCCUUGUGCUGAAGAUGUUAUUAUGAUGGAGGAGGGCGCAGAUUUAAAUUUAGAACCAGCUCCAGGUUCCGAUUUCCCUCGCAUGAGUUCUAUUGUUUCCCGUCGUAAAGCUCCACCACUUAUUCUUCCUCCUUCAAGUCGGGAUAUUAUCUGUCCUCAACAAUACCUUGUUGAUGCCGUUUCAAUUUACGAGCAUCUUCGUAGAUUUGGCCGUCUAUUGAAGCUUUCCCCGUUCCGCUUGGAUGACUUCCUCUCGGCGAUUAUGGCAAAUGAAAACUCAGGACUGCUUUCAGCUAUUCAUAUCUCUCUUCUCAAAGCGUUAAUUAAAGAGGAUGAGAAUAACGGAACACAUUUCUGUCCACCAGAUUGCAAGGAUGCAGUCUCACUCUUAUUUGGCUAUGUUCUUGAUCAGUACACGUGGCCUUAUGUUCUCUCACUCUAUUUGAGUUCAGUUAAAUCUGGUGAAAUUCCUGCUUUAGAGGCUCUUGCUCAUGUGGGAAAUUCAGCGGCUUUAGCAUGGAGUAACACUGCAGGAGCACUCACUGCAAGUGGCGGCACUGAUAGUGUUGUAACAACCAGUCUCUUCUUUGAUGGAGAUGAGUGCGUGGUUCCACUCGAUCCCUCCUAUCCCUUUGUGUCCAUCUCCAAGAGGUUGGCUGUUCUCCGUGGUCUGAUUGGCUUAUUCCUUGGUACUGGUGCUGUUCGAGCCGAUGUAUUGCGCGAAGGUAUGAUGGCCCAUGAUGAUUUCUGUCGGGUUUGUAGACUUAGUGGGGAGUUGUUGUGCUGCGCUACCUGUCCUGCGGUGUUUCAUCUCACCUGCCUAACUCCUCCACUGGAAUCGGUGCCACAGUCCCAGUGGUGGUGUCCUCUUUGUGUAGAGGAACAUGAAAUGUAUGGGGAUAAGAAAAUCCCUAAAUCUCGUGGAGAAGCAAAAAUUCUACCCCUUGGCUAUGAUCGUGCCGGUCGCGUUUACUGGCACCUCGAAGGCCGUCUUUUUGUCGAACCAUCGGAUUUCGCACAACGGGAGCCUAAACUGCCGGGUUUGAUGGAGGGAGUUCGAGAUGAGGAGUGGGAGAAGUUAGAAGCCGACGACCCCACUGAUGAUCUUGAAGACUUCGAAGACACUAAUAGCGAAAAUAAUCAGAGUGUGAAAGAAGAGGAAGACGAAGCUCCUGAAGUUAAUAUUCCUACGGAUCCUUAUGUUGCUUACGCCAGUGAGCCACCGGUCUACUACUACUCCUCACUUGAAAGCAUCUGCUUAGUUCGUCAGCGUCUUUCAACCAAAUGGGAGCGAGGUCUGUGUGCCAAUUUUGACAAUCUUAUUACUCAGUUGGAAAAGACGAAACCGAAAACUGAGCCCAAAGAAGAAGAGGGUAGAGAAGUUGAUGAAAUUAACACUGUGAUAAAGGAAGAGGAUGAGGUGGCAAAGUGGCCAAAAGCUCUUUCCCUUCUGCCUUCUCUCAAUGCUUCCCAAUUGAAUGCUCUUUUUGCCAAUUCUCAACUUGCAAUGUCUCCUCAAAAAUGCGAUGACAAUAACGGCGAGUCGCGGGCUCCCGCUCCAAUGGAAAUCGCUUUUCUUCUGGAUUUAUCGGGUGGAAUUCUUAUCCACAAUCAGGAUGGGUUAUUUGAUAACUUUCCAAUUCCUCCGGAAAUCCAUUCUCAAAGAAUAAAGGAAACGCGUCCGGCACUUGUUGAUCUCUCAAUUCCACCUACAAGCCAUCUGGAUCCGUUAUCCCGUUGGCGCAGGUGGAGAAACACGCUUUCAGAAGGUGUUUUCGUCCCCAAUCCCACCAUUAUGGGGGAUAACGGUUCAGCAGAGCUUGUCAAUAUCGCUCUCACCCGGCCGGAACAGCAUGACGAGAGGGAAAAGCACCGAUCUCUAGCAAAUAAAUUCUGCCUCUCAGAUGCUGCUAUGGCUGCCUGGAAGUGGUUGAAUGCUGAAGCAACGGCUGAAAUGAUUCAUCGAGCAACUGUUGGGAAGGAGAGACCUCUUAAAGAUGACUAUUUUGCCAAAAGACGAGCCGAUGCUGUUGGUCCACAGAGAUGGCUUCACACCAUGAAACUUACUCUUUGCUACAUGGAGUCUUUGCUACCAUCUGGGGCCAUGUGUCCAGCUUGGCGAAUGCUUCGCAAAGAUUGGAUAGAAGCUGUUCUCAGGUCUUCCUCUGUUUUCGAACUAACUGAUCUCUUGGGUCGUCUCGAGGCCUCCAUUAGACAGAUAUCAUUCCUUCGAACUUGGAUGGCUACCAUGGGUCCACUGCAAUUGGAUCGUUUCACUUCGGCCCAAAGGGAGGAAGAGAAACGGAAGAGAGCUCUCGAACGCGUUACUACAGCCGCCAACGCAGUUCCAACUAACUUGGUUCGAACUAAAACCGUCCAGCCUGUGCCUCACACUGUUUGGAAGACUCGUGGCGAAGAGUACAGACGUUUAGGAGGCGAUGGUUGGCAAUGGUACAGCUCUACUCGUCAAAAAGCUCCAGAACUGAACAGAAAACCCCUUAUGGAUCAUAAUUUACCCACUGAUAGGCCUACUUAUCUUGGCCUGGGAUGGGGUGUGCAACCUGAACUCUUAUCGUCAUCGCCUCAUAAUAUUGCUCCAAGCGCCACUCCUACUCUGGGUACGCGGAAAAUAACCUCAAACACGCAUCCUAUCACCGGCGUUCAAAUCUCACAAAAUGUUCCUCGUACAAUUUACCGUAUACCCAGAGAAAUGAUUCAAGAGAACUCAGAGUUCUUCGUUGAUGGAGUUAUUGAUAUAUCUAAAUGCCUCAGAGAAGGUGGUGGUAAUUUCUAUCCUGUGCCAAGUAAAUCAGUGGAAAAGGAAUCUAAACAGCAUUUAGUUAACCAUCGACGCACUGAAUUUCGCUUGGAUUCCUUGCUUGCACUUCGUAUGGCUGCUGAUGAACGUGGUAAAGCUUCUGCUGAAUCUGCGACCAUCGAAUUGGCUGCUCUCAGGCAGGAACGUGAAGAAUUGCUCUCCCGAAUGACAGAGAUUCAAUCACGCCUUUCUGAAUUGGCUAGCAAAGCACAGGAGGCUCGCAGUGAGCAUGCUAGAGCCGUCAAAGCACGUCAAACGUCUAUUAAUGAGAUAAAAGCGGAGAAUGAGAGACAACUUGCCCAAUCUCGAAGUGGUGCAAAUCCGAUGAGACGACCUGGUGGUGGUGGCGGAAGGGGUCAGCAAACUCCCGCUUCUAGGAACAACUUAAGUGUUUUCAGACCACCCGCUGCGAAGAGAGUCAAACGAGAUGAAAUCUCCAACUUUGAAUCGGCCUUGGUGGCAAGUGGAGGCGAAUCAGAUGAAUCUAGAGCUACAUCAUCCUCGAAACCAGGCAGCAGCAACGCUGAAUCGAGUGGUCUUCGACGUAGUUCCCGUCGUCAAAAGACUAAGAGUGUGGAUCCCGAUUUCGUAAUGGAUUUUUGUGAAGAUGAGGACGAGGAAGAGGAGGAGUUUGUCGGUGAAAAGGUCGUCGGCGAUGAUGAAGACGGUGGGGACGUUAUGGACGUAUUCAGAUCUCGAGGUGCUCGUAUUCCACAAUUUGACGGCGCCGCUGAUGACGAUGGUGGCACCAGUGACGAGGAAGUGGAAAAUUUCGGUGUGGAUGAGAACAAUGAUGAGCAGAAUCGUGUGACGAUAAAAAUUAGUGACACGGCUAAAGCAACACAACUCAAGUCCGUUAGCGUUACACCAGUGAAGACAAUACCCAUCACUCCUCAAGUUCGUGCUACAACUGGUGGCGUUAACCCUGUUGGAAAAAGUCUUCUUGCUUUGGCUAUUGAAGGCAAAACUCCUCAGAUUAUCACUAACCAAUCGACACCAAACGGAGAAUCAGCGUCAAUUGAAUCAACUAUUAGAAUCAUACAGGCUCCUACUUCUGCGAGUGCUACUACGAUAUCCACCAACGUCAGUCAAGGACCAAUGCGUUUGGUCCGAGUUCUAAAUUCAACUGCUCCCUCUGGAACUUCAGUACUUCGGCCAGUUGCUCCUGCCACCCCUGCCGCUCCCAUGUCGGGAAAUCUUAUAAUCCCAGCAUCAACAGACUGUGCCUUGCAGAAGUCUCUCAUUCAGCUUUCGUCAAGCAGCGGUGUUAUAGUGACACAGGCAUCUCAGCUCCCUGCCGGCUAUCGGCUGAUAACUCCUUCCAGUCUUCCCACUGCUGCCUCAGGACCUCGACAACCGCUGAAUAUAGUUCAGGUGGUUCCCCCUACACAAGCCACUGCCUCCCAACAGCUAUUUCGUCCUCGUCAACCGUCUACAGCCUCAUCUUUAAUCACCAUUGCCCCUUCGCCUAUGCCCAGACCUCAAAUGCGUCCUCUCUUGCCUUCUCCAUUCUCUAGUGGUGGGGUGGCUCAACAGAAAUCUGGUCUUGCUCCACGCAUGGUCCGCAUGGUAACCCAACCUAUGCAACUCGACCCUCGAUUGGAUGAAGCUGUUAUUGAAGCUGCUAAUAAGCAUGCAGGCGUGAAUGAUCUCGACAAAAAUCUACAACAGUGUAAGUUAAUCGGUGGUGAUGGAAAUUUACCAAUACACGUUUCUCUCUUUCAGUUACAUGAUCUUGAAUCCAAGUUGGCUGAACUGAAGGCGCGCAUUCAGGAGAGAGAGGAUAUCGUAGCACGUGGAACUCAAUCGACAGCCAAACGAUACUCCCUCAACCCAAUGGACAGUUCCCUUCUGAAACGUCUGAAUCGAGCCGCCGUUGCAAGAUGUGGUGAUUCUACUGAGAAGUACAUAACAGCGCUGCAGAAGAGACAUUUUGUGCACUUACCCAGUAAAACUCCCCAAGUUAAUCCCUACGCUUGGCCUCCUGAUGCCUUGUGUGAGUGCCGAAUAUCCUCAAGUUAUCCUCAGAAAAAUCAAGCGACCUAUAAGCCCGUUCCGAAUCUCUUCCGACUGAGUCGAUCUAGCUUGAAAUUUUUAAUUCGCCAUGCUGGCAGGGUAGAAAUCCCCGGUUAUGAUGCUGAAAAGAAACGACUCACUUCUAUAAACUGGAUAUAUCCAACAAGUCGGCCUUGCUUUGCAGAGACCUGGCGAUAUCGACUACGUCAAAUAAUCAUCGCAGACCAAUCAGCGGAGUCUAGUUGUGGUUCCUUGAAUUCCCCCUCUCAUUAUGGUGUUUCCAUGGCAAAUCUUGCGACACAUUUACGUCUUUUGUGGCAUUCACUACGUUGGGAUGAGAUUACAACGUUUGCAGCUAGAUGCGACGAGGCGACCCUUAUUGAUGAUCGAUAUUUCCUCAAAUUGACCAUUCCAGAGAGUCAUGGUGGUGGCUACACUUUAAGGAGAGUUGUUGGGGUUAAACCUCUGGACCCCUAUUGGUUACGAGCAAAUUUCCUCGUGGAGACAACGACCCACAAAUCCCCGGUGGUACGCAAACGUCCCGCUCCACGAAGCAAUAAUGCCUUGAGCAAUGGUGCUGACGGUGGUGGUGAGUUCAUCAAAACCCCCGGAAGAAGGGGACGUCGGCCUGGUAAGGGUAAUAGCAAGGGCAAAGCAGAUCCCGAUUACGAUCCAGCAGCGGAUGAAGGUUGGCGAGUUGGAAUACCCUGUUCUGCGCGUUCUCGCCGAUCACGUAGACUCAAUUAUAACGAGAAUAGCAGUGAUUUGGAGACAGAUCAACAGGAAGAUGGUGUGGAUGAGGAGGAUGAGGAUGGAGAAAAUGGGCAGGAGGCAUCGGACAAAUCUGGCUCUCGUAAAACGACACUUGAGUGGACCUCUGAGGAGAACUUGGAGUUGUGGGAAAUCAGAAAUUUCUUUGAUAGUCUCUUGCCUCUUGAUACUCCAUACCCACCGUCAGUUCCCCGACUUGCUCUUGAAGGACUUCCACAAGCUCUCGUUGAAGAAUUAUCUCCCAUUUCUACCGUUAAAGAGGAUGACACUAAAGAUAAUAUUAAACAACUGCUCGGCACGAAGUCGUCAGAAGGACGUUGGAUCCAGCCUUCUUGUCUGCUUCCUCCAGAGGCUCUGCGUCCUCCUUCGCCCAAACCACCUUCGCCACCUGCCCCAUUGCCACCACCUCCAAGUAUCGUUGUUAUGGAAUCAGCGGGAUCGUCGCAAUCUCUUGUGGGAUCAUCUAUUGCUCCUUCUACUCCACUUUCCCCAUCCUCAUCAUUCCGUCCUUUGAUUGUCAGUUCAAAUCGUCAUCCUACUACUCUCCCUCGUACAGCACAAGUGGGCACGACCAAUAGACGCCGAACCUCCGAGUUACAGCUGACAACUCCAACAGUUCGGUCUAUGCAACAACAGCACCAGUCUCUAUCGCAAGCGAAGCGCCCCAACGCACCCCUCUCACCAAACACAGAAGCUGCAAGGGCACGAGCUCGCUCGCUCGCCGCUUCACAUGCGGCGCGUAUCUCUGCGGCCAACCGACGUUUUAGAAAUGAACGCGCUGCUGUGGAGAAUCGAGUGUCAGCUCUCCUUCAGGAGAUGGACAAUCGUCGAAGACUGACUGUCAAAUUCUUAGCUCUUCAGGUUCAGGAGGAAGUCCUUCAAUCAAGAAAACCUCCUCAACCAGAGGAAACUGUUGAAUCGAUUCCCACGCCAUCUUCAUCUGUGGUAGCGGUGCCAACCUCUCAACCUAAAGGAGCUAAGAAGCGUCUUAAGGUGGCUAAGAAGGCAAUCAAGAGUGAAAAAGACGAGUCAACUGUAACAGCUACUCCCUCUGGUGAUCAAACCCUGCAUCAGGUAAAACCCGCUUCAAAUCGCAAGCGUGCUGCUGUCGGCAGAUCAUCAAAAUUGGCAAAGCGGCGCCGCAGAACAUCUUCGGCAGAAUCUCUAACGCCUUCAACUGAACCCUGCACUGAUUCCGACGAGACUCUGCUUGCUAUCAAACUCUCACCAGAAAAGAAAAAAAGUAAAAAGCAUGUUACGAAGAAAAAAGGGCCAGAUGAAUUGCAUUCAAUGAAACCACAGGAUGCUACUCCGAAACGUCGCACUGGUAGAUCAAUUAACAUUUCGGGUCGUGGACGUGGUGGAAAACGUCCUCAAGCUUCUCCAUCCUCCCCACAUUCUACCACCAACGACAACAGCGUCAGCACUGCAACUGCGGGGCGCAAGAUUCGAGGUCAGCCUAAGACAACAACGUCAUCAUCGAUCAAAGCUCGAAUGCCUAUUCGAACUCCCCGUUACCUCCUUGAUGAAGAGUCGGUAAAGGCAGAACAGCAUACUUCCGAUUCGCUCCCACCUAUCAGUUCUAAGAAAACGACUUCCGAUACCACAGUUGCUGCUGUGGAACAAGGGAAACUUUAUUGUUUGUGCCGGAAACCCCAUAAUCCUGAUGAGGCCUACAUUGGCUGCGACCUCUGUCAAGAUUGGUUCCACUUUACCUGCGUUGGACUCAAUCCGGAUACGCCUCCGGAAGAGAUUGGUGAUUCAUGGCUCUGUCCAGAAUGCCGAAAAGCGGAGGCAAAGACGAAAGAUGAAGUCUACUGCAUCUGUCGAACACCAUACAACCCUGCUCGGGUAUACAUCGCGUGUGACCGUUGUGACGAGUGGUAUCACCCUGAAUGUGUUAACAUGAAACCAGAGGACGCCGCUAAUCUUGAGGGAUCUUACAUCUGUCCUUCUUGUUCCACCACGAAGGGAUCUUCUUCCUCAAAGAAAUCAUCACGAGUCAGGAAGAAGCCAAGAGAGAAGCAGGCUCAUGUUGAUAAUGUGGGAGUGCCAGGGGAAGAAGUCGAAAGCAGUGAAGUCUCCAGCGGAACUAUUUACGAAACUCCUCUGACUGAACCAAUAAAGAAGGCUGUUGAGGAUAUAUUGGAAGAUCUCAGUAAACACAAACUCGCGUGGCCGAUUAUGGAGCGCCUACCUCUGAAUGUACAAACUCCAUCGUUGCAAAGCCCUAUAGACAUAAACAGUUUUAAGGCAGCAUUUGAGAAAGGGGAGUACAAAUCAUUGGGCGAUGUAUCAUUCGCUGGAAACCGUCUCUUCUCAAAUGCCAGAUCGGCCUUCGAAGUAGGGUCGAAUGCUUUGCACUGUGUGGAAGUGUUGGAAUCUUUCUUCGUUCAUCGUAUGAAGGAGGUGCGUGCUCUCACUGAACAGCAUCAACAACAAGGAGAUUCAUUAUCUUCUUAG
Messenger RNA from Rodentolepis nana, 8736 nucleotides. NCBI's taxonomy places the organism in Eukaryota, Metazoa, Platyhelminthes, Cestoda, Cyclophyllidea, Hymenolepididae. The record is from the annotation of a GenBank genome assembly.